Bombyx mandarina (wild silkworm) is the source of this 2958-nucleotide messenger RNA. RefSeq lists its product as uncharacterized. The record is from RefSeq and is a predicted model, not a curated record. NCBI's taxonomy places the organism in Eukaryota, Metazoa, Arthropoda, Insecta, Lepidoptera, Bombycidae.
CGCUACGGUUGGGCGCUACGAGCUUCCAGCUACGAAACGGCGACAACUAGGCGAUAUGUUGCGGCGGUCGGUCGUGUUUCUGGCACUCUUCGUCUACGUGCAAGGGCGGGCGGUGAACAUCAGCAACACAUGGGUACUCCCGGAGGAAGGUUUCCCUGUGUUCUACCGCUACUUCAGGGACCGCAUAUCCUGGUAUGAAGCUGAUGCCGUCUGCCAGUUCCACCAUGCCAACCUCGUCACAGUGGAUACUACCGCUCAAUACGACGCCGUGCGAGCUUACCUCAAGGAAUUGGACAUUACGAGUGCCGUGUGGGUCGGUCUCAUACGCAGCAAUCCUGACGGCGAUUUCACUUGGACGGACUAUCGAGGUCUAAGCGGAGAUGGUUAUUGGAGCUCAGCACCUGAUGCUCGCACUGCCCCAUUGUGUGCUGCAGCAAACCCUUCCGCUGACUACCGUUGGGAAGCACGUGCUUGUGGUGGACCCACUGUCGCUUCAUUUAUUUGCGAGUUACCAGUACCACAAUGGGCUCUUGGUAACGAGGGUUGCAUGAUACGGGCGCUACCAGCACUAACAAUAUUGUAUCUCCCUGAAAGCGCCGCGGUUCAACUUACAGCAGAUUGUGGUUUAGCCGGUGUGAAACGUGUUCAAUGCACAGGAAAUGUAAAACGUGAAGAUUUGUUGAAAGAAUUAUCAUGUACCGAAGAAGAAGAGGUUUCAAGUACUCCUGGAGUGGCUGGCUUAACCACCACGUGGGUUUCAACAACAGACCGUUUCACAGAUGAAGACGCAACCAAAGAUAUUACUACUGAGGAUAGCAUUACUACUGAACACGAAGACGAUAUAAAUCAGUCCACUAUAGUAUCAGCUACUCCGAUUCCAGAGAUUGUGAAUAUUGAGAAAAAACCAAAUACUUACUUUUUAAAUACUAAUAUUGUAAAUGAUAUGAAUUUGAAAAAAAAUGUGGACAUAGAUGUUAUUCAUGACAACAAUCUUCAAAGUAACAUGGUUCCUGAGAUACCAAUUAAAGUAAAUUUCUUAACCAACGAACAGUUAGAGAAAAUAGAAGAUGAAAAACAUAUGCAACACAAGAUGCUACAUGAAGAAAUAGCGCGGCUCGGAAACUUGGAUAAAAUCUUCACUCAACCUACUGAUCAUUUUGUACCACCUCUUGUGAUGGCUAAAGCUAAGCUUAGCGAUGAUAUGACUGUAUUGUCUUUAGCAGAAAAGCAUGCGCAACAACUUGCUGUACAGCAAUUUACCAAACACAAUUUGAGAAAUAAAAAUGUAGAUUAUUCCAUUGCCAAUGGAAACGAUCUAACUACACUAAAACCAGUCAACAAAGUAAUCGACGUGAUAACCCACACUGAUCUGAAAACAAGGAUUGAUGAAAAAAAAGAAAAUAUAAAACAUACUGUACCAAAAAAAUACAACGAAAAGUUCGAUGAUCCGAAAACAAAAUUAUUAAAAGCACCAGAAAUUAAAUUAUACGAUUUCCGUAAAACAACCGUAAUUAUUCCAGUUCAAACGGAGCUGACAGUCAAAGAUGUAUAUUUUAAAACAAGCACCGCAAGACCCAUAAUCCAAGAAGCAGUAGCAGAUAGUGAUGAAGACCAUAUGAUAGAUUUGACGGUGUUUUUGAAGGAUGAACCAACGGUUGCUCCCAAACAGAUAAUAAACACAAAUUACUCCGGUGAUAUAUCUAACCUUGAAAUAAUGCAAGAUCUCCCAACGGAAAUUACUAAUCAAACUGAAAAUAAUUUUAGAACAGUGAACACUACGCUUACAAUCAUUAACGAGGGUGUCGCUCAAGAUUUCAAUUCUUCGCAAAAGGUUAUCAUGAAUCACGAAAUAGUUAACAUUACAAUCAUUUCAGAAAAUGAUUCAACUGUAAAUCCAACAGUACUUGAAGUUUCCACGAUGAUGCCUUAUUUCCUAGACGUUUUUCGUAACUCAAGUUCUUCUCCCGAUUUGUCUUUAAAUAAUACCACCAGUAAUGAAGUACACUCCACAACUAACAUGGAUAUUACUCCGUUAGCCAACGUCACUCAACCUCAAAUAGAUUCUACAACCAUUAAUACUAAUAUAAUGAUAUCUUCAGAAAUACCACCUACUAUUUCAAAACAGAAUGAAAUGACUGAUAAAUUUCCAUUUGAAGGAGACUUUAACUUAAGCACAUCAUCAACAACCAGUACAAUAAGUAUUAUUACGGAAAAAACUUCAAAUACCACCACUAUCUUUGGAAUACCUGAGGAACCAUUUGAUAUUCCCAACGAAUUCCACGAAGACGAUAAUCUGAAUUCUACCGAGACCAAAAUUAACGAUUUUCAAUCGCCUCUCCUAUCAGCGGCGAGCGAACCGAUACAUAGACCUAAUCGGUCAAGGAGACCUCAACAGCAGAACCGAAUCAAAUUCAAUCCAUUCCGGAUCUUAGGUUAAGCAUUAAGUUAUCCGUUAUCCAAGAAUUAUUACAAACUGCCCCGCCAAAGAUUAAACAGAUGACUGAUCACACGUAAUCAAACAGAUCACCCGUAAAAAUAAAAAUAUCUUACAGAAUGCACGGAAUAUGUAAAUGAGACAAACGCUAAACAUAAAAAUCAUAUUAUUGUUGGGAAAUAUGUUGCCGCUAAUAGUCAAUUUCAACGUUAGAGUUCGCUUAACUUUUUUGUUUAAUUUAUCUUUAAAACGGCUGAUUGAUUGAUUAAAUAGUUUCCAGCUUCUAUGCUUUAAAAUAGAUUAGGAGAUAGUCAAUUGAUAUUUAAAAAUAAAACUCGUAGCAUAGCUAUGAUAUUAUCAAUAAGAAUUCUAGAAUUUUCCGUAACAAUCAGCAGUGCCAUAAUUUUACCUAGAAUUUUUAAACAAUGGGGGUUAUUCAAAACACUACUUUUUAGAAUUUAAUAUAGACAUAGGUAUUUUCGCAACAUUUUUGUUUUAUUUAUAAUAGGUUGGGGAAAAAGUCU